Messenger RNA from Acanthaster planci (crown-of-thorns starfish), 3731 nucleotides. RefSeq lists its product as uncharacterized. Lineage: Eukaryota; Metazoa; Echinodermata; Asteroidea; Valvatida; Acanthasteridae. Gene Ontology annotation, biological process: lipid homeostasis; triglyceride catabolic process. Gene Ontology annotation, molecular function: triacylglycerol lipase activity. The record is from RefSeq and is a predicted model, not a curated record. Gene Ontology annotation, cellular component: cytoplasm; lipid droplet; membrane.
UAUCGCAACGUCACGGAAAUACAUAACAGCAGUACAUGUACAUGUAUAAGUAGGCCCAUUCAGUAUGUGUUCAGUUAGGCAGAAUGGAGUAGAGCGACGAAGUUGAGUCUCAUCUUCAGACUUUCGGCGUAAUUUAAGCAUGGAUUUAGCAUUUUCUGGAUGCGGUUUCCUAGGCAUCUAUCAUAUUGGUGUGGCCAGUUGUUUCAAAGAACAUGCACCAAAUCUGAUUCGAAAUAUCAGUGGUGCUUCGGCCGGCGCGUUAGUGGCUUGUUGUAUUGUAGCAGAUAUCGACUUUGGUAAGGCGACCGAUAAUGUGCUGAGGUUGGUUCAGAAAGCUAGAUCUCGUCUACUUGGUCCAUUCCAUCCAUUCUUUGAUCUCCAUGGCUACAUGAAUGAGCGUAUGCACAAAGUUCUUCCAGAUGACAUCCACAAACUGGCAUCUGGCAGAUUACAUGUGUCACUCACCAGGGUAUGGGACAAGACCAAUGUCAUUGUAUCAGACUUCAAAUCGAAGGAAGAAGUCAUUGAGGCAGUUUUAUGCAGUGCCUUUGUGCCAUGCUACUCGGGAUUAAUCCCGCCUACAUUCAGAGGAACAAGAUACUGGGAUGGUGGCAUCUCCAACAAUUGUCCUGUCUUGAGUCCAGACACUGUCACAAUCUGUCCCUUCUCAGGGGACUUUGAUAUAUGUCCAUCCUCUCAGGAGUUUGGUGAUUACCUUCAGUUUACCUCAGCAAACAUCAAUAUUCAUUUGACUUCUACUAAUUUCUGGCGUUUGUCAAGAGCUUUGUAUCCACCAGAACCAGAGAAGCUCAGGAAGUUAUGUCAGCAAGGAUAUGAUGAUACACUACGUUACCUACAAUCACAUGCUGUAGUUCCAUGCAAUCGGCAUCUAAGUUUAAGCAGAUCGCAAUCCUCCAGUGGUUUGAGCAGUGAACGUCGCCGGCUAUCAGAUGCUCAGAUGUCACUUCGAAGUACUCUGUUAUCCCGAUCCUCUCUACAGUCACUCAGCACUGACUUACAACUUCUACAAGACAUUCUGGAAGCAAGUGAUAAUGAAACGUGGGAAGAGUGGAAUGAUGAAGACUUCUUUGAAGAUGAGGAUGAGUGUGAAGAUUGUAAAAUCAGAGCAGAACAAACUAUGUUAAAAGGAAGUCUACCACCCCAGGUCACAAAUGCUAUUAGAGAGGCCAUCAUGCUGGACAACACUCUGCUGAAUUAUUUAUUCAAAUUCAAGAUGUUCAAGGCAGUAUCAUUCAUGGCGCUUCCAUAUGUCAUCACAUUUGAGACAGUGGUACUCUUCACAGUCAGGUUUGCCAAAAUGCUACCCAGAGUUCAUCGUGAUGUUCAUCGGAUUUGGAAGCAACUGAUGGGUCUGAUUAGACACAUGCUGGAACACACUCCUGCUGCCAGUCUACUAGAAAGGCUCUCACCUGGAGAUAGAGAAGAAUUCCUAGCUUCCAUUACCGAUGAGAAUUUGUCAGUUUCCUUCCAUGAAGGCAAGACGAUGAAGAUGCACAAUCACCGUGGUUGGCACAGACACCACCCACGUGUCAGAGGAACACUGCCGGACUGUGUCUUAGAUACCUUUGAUUUAUGUGAAGAUGUCUUCCCUGAAUCAAGGUCAAGAAGUACAUCACACCUCCAGGAAGGAGACAAGUAUUGUGGGAACCUGUAUGAUAGCUUUGAUCACACUAUAAAAAUAAGUUUUGAGAUGGAAGAUGUGAUAGUGUUCCAUUAUCUCAAAGAAUCUUGCCUUAUUGAUGUGUCUAGUCCUAAGAAUUCAGAGAUGGUUCUAGUUGAUACAUAACAUUGCCUGUUGGGGUCAUCAUGCAUUUACCUGUGCUGAACCUCUAAUGAGGCUGAUAUUUGGAGCAUUAUAUGCAGUCUACAUUUGGUGCAUCAGUUGUUUGUUUAACCCCAACAGUCUCAAAUCCUCCGAUUUCAAUAUGAUUUUACAUACACCCUAGGGGGUUAAUAAAUGUAAUGACUCCAUACAAAGCAGCUGCACUCCUUAAAUUUCUAAAUUUUAAGUCAUCAGUUUUAUCCCUGAAAAGUUGUGUUUUGGGUCAUGUUUACUGCUCUAUACAAUGUGAAUUGAUUCUGUCUCGGAAAUAUUGAUGUGGAUUUUGAAAAAAACUCUUCUUGUGAAAUUAACUUUCAUAACUUGUUUCUGACACCUUGUAUGACUUUGUAAAUUGAUGUACAUGGUCAUGCCUUGAUAAAUUGAGACAAUGAUGAAUUAGGAUGUUCAGCCAUAGAGUGUGUUUAAGAAUCAUUGGUUGGCUCAGUAAUUGCUGGGUUCCGUUUGUCAUCACUGAAAGCACUGUCCUAAAAUCAUUUGCAAAACUGCAAUUUUUUUAUUGGUUUGUUUAGUAGCCUAAUUGGGCAAUGGUUUGAUUAUUCUGUCGGGUGCUGUGUGAUCUUUUUGCCUGCUACUGCAAUAGUGGAUAAGAAUGGGUGCAUGUAUGCUGAAUCUUCCUAUCCUAAUUGAUCCAUAGAAACUGCCAAUUGAUAUGAAAGUCCAUUUAUAAGGGUUAGGUGCAGUCGGGAACAUCUACAUAUACAAACUGAAGCAACUGAUAUGGAUCAUGUAAACUGGGUUGGAAGAAGUGUGUGAACUUUUUGUACACAUGUACAAACUGUACAUGUAAUUACGUCAAUUGAACGUGACAAUUUAAAAUGCCAUACUGGCAACACUGACAUUGACCUAAUAAGUAAUAUAUUUCCUAUAUAUUUUGGAGAACAGCAAAUGCGAGGAAGGUUUAUUGUGAUGCUUCAGCCUAUAUUACAUGUAUGAUACGCAUGGUUGAUGUAAUCAUUGAGAAGAUUUAAUGAUGUACAGAGAUCCUAAUUAUUUACAGUGAUGCAGACUCAGUAUUAAGAUACUUGUAAAAGAAAAUGAACAUUUGUAAAUAACUGCCUUUGCAACUGUAAAUGGUAAUAACCUAUUUUUAUGGCAAUUUAACUUAAGUAGAUAAUCUUUUGGUGACACUGCAGAGUUUAUGCUGCUAUAUAUUUAAGGUUCUUCUCAAUGCUGCCUUCAGCUGCUCACCUUUUAUGUACCAUCACCUGAAGUUUGUUCAUGGGUUUAAUUUUUGCAUCAGGUAUUAGGUUUUAUCAACUGAAGUAUGCCACUAUUGUUCACCUAUUCAGUUGUUGGACUUCAGCCAUUUUAUCAUGCAAUGUCAAACAAAAGUAUUAAAUUGUGUGCAUUUGUACUGAGCAUUCGCCUAAAGUGGUCGGUACUGGUUAUGUAAGGUAUACUUUUAGUUGUGUGUCCUAUUGUAGAGUAAGGCGACCUACCUAAGAUAUGCUGCAUCCGUAUCCAGCACUGAAAACGGCAAUAAUAACAGGAAACUCGGCUCACAUGAUAAUGAUGCCCUGUUCAUGUAACUUUGGUAAAAGCUGGUUGGAUGGCUUGGCAAAAAAGCACAUUGUCAAGAGAUUCAAUAACGUAACAAGAGUCAAGUUACUAUUUGCAUUUACGCUUUCAAAUUUUCCUGUCACCUUCACUGUGCCUUGAAAAUCUGGACUGUAAAAUCAAUGAUUAAACAGAAGUUUAUAAAUUCAAGAGUGUUUAGGUGAAUGAAAGUUCUUGUUUGACACCUGACAGGCACAAAAGGAGUUGGUUUUGUCAGCUUUUCUUAUCAUUUAAUGCAGCCUUGCAUAAAUUCUUUACACAGUCCAAAAUAGUUGAAGUACAGUAAAUUAAAGGGUAACAGAAGUUGGAA